AUGUUCAACUGGGCAAAGCAACAGCUGGCCAACGUCGCCGGCACCCAAGAGCCCAUCUAUGGCCCCUCCGCGAUCAAGUCGGUCGCCGAGGAGGCCGAGACGAAGCCAUACACUGAGACUACCCGCGAUGACUUCAAGUGGCAGGCGCUGGAGUCCACUUGCGUCGAGACGGAAAGCUUCUAUCUCUUCGCGGACACCGGCGACAUUGCCCUCGCACAAGUCAUCUACAGCAACGUUGCUGGCAUCCGCACAACGUGCCAGUUCAAUUCCAAGGUCUUCUCCAAAGACCCCUCCAAGCCGCACCUGUGGUGCUCCACGCCCUUGAACAACGUCGAGUUCAGCGAAGACAAGGCAUCGUUCUACGCCGACGACUGCGCCGUCGAGCUGGCCGAGGACGGAAACUCAUACACCAUCAAGAGCAUGAACGACGAGAGGUCCAUCGUCAACGUCAAGAUCACAAAGGCCGCACCGGGAUUUAAGGCCGGCGAGACGGGCACGACAAAGUUCGGCACCGAUCUGGAGAACCCGUGGGGCGUUAUGAGACAUGCAUUCUGGCCGCGAUGCACCGUUGAGGGCACCAUCACCACGCCCGAUGGCCCCAUCGACUUCAAGGGCCGCGCGCUGUACUCGUACGCCAUCCAAGGCAUGAAGCCCCACCACGCUGCCGCGCGUUGGAACUUCGCCGACUUCCAGGGUCCCAACUACUCGGCCAUCCUCAUGGAGUUUACCACUCCCCCGUCGUACGGUACAACCAAGGUUAUUGUGGGCGGCAUCGUCAAGGACGGCGAAAUCAUUGCUGCCGGCUGCGACAUGGAGGCGCUCCACACCACCGUCACCAAUGACGCCGAGAAUGAGUGGCCCGAGCCCAGCCAUGUCAAGUUUGUCUGGUCCAACAAGGACAAGGAUGGCAAGCCCGUCGAGGCGAUCAUCGAGGGGUCACUCGGUGACAGGGUCGAUAGAGUUGACGUCAUGGCUGAAGUUCCGGGUUUUGUCAAGAAGAUUGUGGCCGGCGCCGCGGGAACGAAGCCCUAUAUCUACCAGUAUUCUCCCAAGGUUACUCUCAAGCUGAAGAUUGGCGACGAAGAAAUCAGCGAAGAGGGUCAGAUGUUUACCGAGGCCACGUUCAUCUCGGAAGCGUAA
Messenger RNA from Purpureocillium lilacinum, 1140 nucleotides. Its product is annotated as putative cell survival pathways protein. NCBI's taxonomy places the organism in Eukaryota, Fungi, Ascomycota, Sordariomycetes, Hypocreales, Ophiocordycipitaceae. Gene Ontology annotation, biological process: response to oxidative stress. Gene Ontology annotation, cellular component: cytoplasm. The record is from RefSeq and is a predicted model, not a curated record.